This is a messenger RNA of Chiloscyllium plagiosum (whitespotted bambooshark), 1584 nucleotides long. It is a transcript of the gene phb1, whose product is annotated as prohibitin 1. Gene Ontology annotation, cellular component: mitochondrion; membrane. Lineage: Eukaryota; Metazoa; Chordata; Chondrichthyes; Orectolobiformes; Hemiscylliidae. The record is from RefSeq and is a predicted model, not a curated record. Gene Ontology annotation, biological process: mitochondrion organization.
GUGGAGGUGACCGUGCGGCCUGGUUGACGGCGGCUGUUUGAUUCUGUCCUUCAGGCCCGGCGAUCAGUGCAACCCCUCCGCCCUUCACCUUCCCCCACGUUGGAAAUGGCCACGAAAGUGUUGGAAACCAUUGGCAAGUUUGGCCUCGGUCUGGCCGUUGUUGGAGGAGUCGUCAACUCGGCGCUUUAUAACGUUGAUGCUGGACACAGAGCAGUGAUAUUUGAUCGAUUUCGUGGUGUUCAAGAUGUUGUUUCUGGAGAAGGCACGCACUUUCUAAUUCCAUGGGUACAGAGACCAAUUAUCUUUGAUUGUCGAUCACGACCACGAAACGUUCCCGUCAUCACAGGUAGCAAAGAUUUACAGAAUGUAAACAUCACACUGCGUAUCCUAUUCAGGCCAGUGACCGACCAACUACCGAGGAUUUAUACCAGCAUAGGUGAAGAUUACGAUGAGAGAGUACUGCCAUCCAUCACAACAGAAAUUCUGAAGUCUGUCGUUGCCCGAUUUGAUGCUGGUGAACUCAUCACACAGAGAGAGCUUGUGUCCAGACAGGUUAGCGAGGAUCUGACUGAGAGAGCUUCCACUUUUGGACUCAUCCUGGAUGAUGUGUCUCUGACACAUUUGACCUUUGGCAAAGAGUUCACGGAAGCUGUAGAGCUUAAGCAAGUUGCACAACAGGAAGCUGAGCGAGCCAGAUUUGUUGUUGAAAAGGCUGAGCAACAGAAAAAGGCAGCUGUGAUUUCUGCUGAAGGAGACUCCAAAGCUGCCGAGCUGAUAGCUAACUCUCUCUCAAAAGUUGGCGAUGGCUUGAUUGAACUAAGGCGGCUUGAAGCAGCAGAAGACAUUGCCUUCCAACUCUCAAGAUCCCGUAAUGUAACCUAUUUACCGUCUGGGCAGUCAACACUACUCCAGCUACCCACACAUUAACAGAGAACUUUGUCAUAUUGUAUUGUGUGUCCAAGAUGGCUAACUUUUUUUCUAUAUACUUAAUGUCCAUUUCUCAAUAUAACCUUUCAUACAGAAAAUUCCAUUGACAGAUGAGGAUUAGAAAGAAUGAUGUUAAGAAAUAUCAAUCAAUAAUUGGUUCUACAUUUGAUUUUCUUUCUAUUGUCUUUACUGAGUGCUGCACUUGGCUUUUUGCCAAUUGUGGCUGAUGUCGUUUAUACUGUCGUCUGUAGUAAUCCUCCUGGAUAACAAUAGAAUUUGCUAGCUAAUAGGCCACAAAUAGCAGGAGAUGACAAAAUUCAUUUUUAGUUAAAUUACUGAAAACUUCUGCAUUUCAUCAGAAUGUGGAGCAGAUUGUUACUCAAAUUCUGCAAUUUACAGUGUGCAGUAAAAAAGACAUGCAUUUUGCGACAAAAGCAUAAUGUGCUGGAAAUUUGGGAUUAAAAUCAGUGGAAGUGUGACUAAUGUCGUGACUGCUGUUUCAAUACAAAGCUGAAGAAUGCUUCAGAGCCUUAUUAUGUUUCUGUAUCCAUUCUGUACUUUGCAUAGCCAGUGUGUAAAGGUAUAUUUAAUGAUUUGUAAUGGAUACACAAAUUUUAAUUUCUUUUUAAAUCAAAAUAAAUGCACUGAUGCCACUGA